AUGCCCAGCGAUCUUGAACAGCUUGUGGAGAUGGGCUUGGACCCAGAAAGGGCUAGAAUUGCUGUCUCAAAGACAGGGGGAUUGCAAGGAGCUCUUGAAUGGCUGGAAGUUAACCAAGACAAAUCCCUCGAUGAAAUACAGUCAGCUACCACUCAAACCAACGAUGAGGAAGGUCCUGCCUUACAACCCGGAGAAGGAGCUAGAAGUUUACUAUGCAAUGUGUGUGGCAAGAAGUUCCGUAGCCAUGCGCAGGCAGAAUUCCACGCUUCGAGAACAGAACAUGUCGACUUCUCAGAGUCAACAGAGGAGAUCACUCCAUUGACAGAGGAAGAAAAGAGUGCUAAGCUUGCAGAGCUACGUGAAAAGCUAGCAGAAAAGCGUGCGAAGAUGUCUGAGCAGGACAAAAUCGACAAAAAGAGGAAUGAGGAAAUACGACGGAAGAGCACAAAAGAAUCACAAGAUAUAAAAGAAGACCUACAACGAAAAGAACAACUCAAGGAAGCCGCCAAAAAGCGGCGCGAGAAGCAGGAGGAGAUGGAAGCUAAGGCACGAAUCAGAGCCCGAAUCGAGGCCGACAAAGCAGAGAGACGUGCCAAAGCAGAGAGAGAGAAGGCAGAGCGGGAAGGUCGAUCUGUAGCUCCCUCCGCUGUCGCUGCCCCAGCUGCCGCGGCUCCUCCAAAACCUUCAUCAGCGUACACGGAAACUAGAUUACGACUUCAAGCUCCAUCUGGAAAUGUGAUGAAAACGUUCCAUGUUGACACGACCCUAUUUGAAGUUGCGGCUGCGUUAAACCAAGAGACUGGGCUAGAAGUUCAGAGCUUCACCCAAAAUUUCCCAAAGAAGGUGUUUGAUAGUGAAUAUUUUGGGGAAACGCUGAAGGAACUCGGUCUGGUGCCUAGCGCCAGCCUGAUCGUCAAAUAG
Molecule: messenger RNA, 921 nt
Organism: Coccidioides posadasii C735 delta SOWgp
Lineage: Eukaryota; Fungi; Ascomycota; Eurotiomycetes; Onygenales; Onygenaceae
Biological process (GO): negative regulation of protein K48-linked deubiquitination; negative regulation of proteasomal ubiquitin-dependent protein catabolic process; negative regulation of protein ubiquitination
Cellular component (GO): cytoplasm; nucleus
Molecular function (GO): K48-linked polyubiquitin modification-dependent protein binding
Source: RefSeq, a predicted model, not a curated record